UACGUUUAGAAGCAAGAAAUCAUGGUAGCUACCAAUCGAGUUCGAGAUAUCGAUAUCGAUAGACCGAGCCAUACCGAACAGUUAGCUAAUUGGAUCAGCAGAGUCCGCUGCAAGAAGUUAAUGUGUCGCCGAAGUCGCAAACGCGAUUUACGCGUUGAAGCAGUGCUUACUUGUGCACUUUUUAAAGCCGAACAUGAAUUGCGCAGUAAACAGUUAUCUCGCAUUUCAAAAUGGCAGCAAUUUAAAAAGCAAUUUUUGAAAGACACAGACUAUUCGAAUUGUCACUUUUAUAACAGCAAAGAUCUGAAGAACUCAAAAUCCUGUGAGGAGAACAAUCCAUGGCAAGGCCCUUUAUGUCCCGAAUUGAGCAGUUUGGACAAUUUCAUGUCGAAAUUGGGUGAGAUCAAGGUACCAUUGCAGCGGUGAAGAGACUUGAAAAACAGGCGACCGGGUCUGAAAAACCUAGGAACGCGAUGGAAUCAAUUACAGAAGACGAUAACUUCGUUGUCAGUGUUUUGUCAAUUAAACAUUGACUUUAACAGAGCACAGCCAUGAAGGAGUUUCGAAUGAUACAGUACCGCAUCGCGUUGGUACUGUGGGACUAGAAGUCACAUUACUAUCCUGGUGUAUAUCUGGAUAUUUUUUACUUGCAGUCUCGCCGUUUGAGAUGGCAAUGGGACGGGCGGAGGGAGUUGCUGUUUGCAGUGAUGCUGGGUGUACAUGCAGAAAGGGGGAUCCCAAUGUUCUAAUCUACGCCUUUCAUCGGUUUGGUUUGUAAACUGUAUCGGAACAAAUGCAUUUCCUUUUGCAACUUUCUGUAAUAAUGUUGUUUGACCUCGUAAAAAACCAUUCAAAGAGCGUUUGAUCAAUUGUUUAUUUUUUCAGAAAUACAGCGACUUACAUAAAACAUGUAUUUGUAUCGUGUAAUUCUAGAAGUUUGUACAGUACAUUUUAGAUACUAUAUAGAUUAAUAAUAGAGCUUUGUUCAAAGGAUUUGUUAUAUCGUGCCAAACGUUAAUCGAAAUUUUUUUUGUAACAAUUGUGAUAUAGCCGAAGAGGAGCCAAAGAAUUAAAAUAAUAAAUGUUGAAAAAAAAAAAUCGACAAUUUUUUCUAUAAUCACUUAAAUCAUCACCAUUAUUAAUGCCAAAAAUCCUUUUCAGUCUGGCAUACACCUUACAAAAUUCUAUCACACGCAAGAGAUCGGUGCACAUAUCCAAGCUGUUGGUCAUCAGCGAUGCGGUUCGGUCUGUCUGUAUGUGAGAUCAGGAGUGGUGAGAGGUGGUAUGGGAUAAGGAAAAAGGGGGCAAUCAUCUUUGUUCUUAGAAAUACUUACCUGAAGUUUGGUGACUGAGUUGCACAAUGCUGAAGUAAUAUGCACAAGUACUACCUUCAUUCUGUGCUUCUCUCUUGAGAAUCCAACCGUUGACUAAGUCUUGAAAUCAUCUGGGUUGCGGUUGAACAUAGGCAUACCAUGACAAACUGCAGCACACUCGAGCAAAUCCUGUUUGGUGAGCUAAUCCCUUUUAUCCGUUACCUGUGCAAAUAUGUUUUCUCAGGUCCAGAAGGUUUUACAAUACCUACUACCAAGUUAUACGAGUUCUACUCAUUGACCCGUGUACCAUGCGAAGUCGACUAAACUGUGGACACAUCCGAAGAACUGUUAUAAUAGCCCUGUUUGAAUUAGGAAUAAGAGUCCUGAGGUAUGGAAUAAUUCGAUGCAUGUCUCUUGAACCUAGAUGAUCCAGAAAGGCCAAGUACUGCAAGUAGCAUCAUUUAAUUUUUAUAAGGGCAUGCAUAUAUAUAUUUAUAUGAAAGGGCUCAAUGUUGAUACUUUUGAAUCUCUAUCAUUACGCUGAACAUGUAUUUUGCGUCAAUCUGCUGCCGAAUGGAUUACAUUCACUAAUGUAUUUAGUAUUGCUGCAUUAUUCCUCAUAUGCCAAAGCAAGGAAAAGACAUCUUCGUAAUAUACGUUCUAUAUUAUUGAACAAAAUUUCUGAUGAGGUGUAUGGUUAAAAGUUGGGCAAGCAAGGCAUAGAAACGGCGGUUCAUAUGUUAUAGAUAUAAAAUGCAGAAAAGUAUAUUUAUGGUUAUAAUUUGAAAUCAGGGUAUUUUGAAAAUUCAACAAUAGCGUGAAGUAUAUACAAAUAAGCAUCAAUUAAUUCUUAAGUAUAUGUAAAAUGUUUACCAUUGUCAUGAAAUGGAAUUACGUGAUAUUUUUAAUUUGAAGGAAGUAUCGUUAUCACGGAUAACUGAGAAUAGUCGUGGAACUGGCAGGUGGAAGUUACUUUAUUAAGGGUGGUGUAUUUAUGUGAACGGCCCAAUGGUGGUUUCAAGUUGGCUUAAAGGAAUUCGAUUUCUUUAUAAGUUAGAAAACGUGGUAUCAAACGUAUCUUCAUAAAUAUUAUUUUGAAAUGUUGCUUUUCCAAAAAGAUUGUUCGGGUGUUUUUGUUUUAUACUGCAGGAGUGGCUGGAAAGGUAAAUGUGGUGUAUAAGCGACCAUGGCAGGCAAACAGUCCUGUUGCUGGAGCGCGUCACGUUCAUGUUGAUCGAAGGUAUAUGCUGUAUUUUAUGUAGAAUAUUGUAGAAAGUGGGUUGGAAGAGAUGGACGGGGGGUGGGGGUGGGGUAGAGUACAUGUUAUGUUUCAGCUAGAAAAUGAGCUAGAGAACGCGUUUAAUCAACUAUAUGCUUCACGAUCUUGACCUACACAUUACAUAAAUUCUGACUGGAUCCUGAAAUAGUUCCUACUGAAAACUGAUGAAAUACUUGAUUUAAAUGUAGACUACACUUUUAAGUAAAGGCAGUAUGAAAAAAGGUAACAGCAUAAUCGCAAGCAGUUAAAAUUGUAAACCUUAUAUACGUAUAAGUAGUAGGGGGAUAUGGGAGAUGGGGUGUGCAAUCUUGUAUUGUGAGCUACAGGGUUGAUGCUGUUGCUACCCUUAUCUGCGAUGGAUGAAAUCGGAAACGGAAUUCCUUGAUAAUGGAUGGAUGCACCUAAGCCGAUCGUUCUAUGUUUAGUAGCAGAAAUUGAUUCUACAGUUUCAGUAAUUCGAAGCAGACAGCCCACACACGAUAGUCCAAUAAGCAUGGUGUAAUUGUAAGUUUUCCUGCAUUUAAUUCAAUUCGGCUGUUGAAGGAUUUGGAGAUGUUCAACGAAACAUUAAUUGAGGAAAGAAGAGGAUGAGAAGAAUAUGUUCUGUACAGAAACGUAUUUCCGUUUUGGUUAUAGUGUUAUCUUCGAUAAGAUAUAUUUUAGAUCGACGAGGGGUGAUCCAUUCCAGCAUGAAUAACCUAUCGAUGAAUUCUUAAAUGUAUUUUGGAGAUGCAUUUUAUGUAUAACAGUUUUAAUAGAACUCGUGUGACUACGUAUUAUGAGAGAAGUACUUGGAGAAAUUGGGGAGGGCUGCAAAACAAUCUUCUACAUUUUCUUCACAGAAAAAGAAAUAAACAGUUGGCCAAAUAUUUGAAGCCAUCUCAUUGCAAAAUAGAAGUACAGUGGCGUUAAAUUAGACUGCACGCAACAUAUGCACUUACUAAACUAGUCUUCUUCAAAUUUAUCGAUAACGGACUGAUCAUAAUAUCUUGAGUAUCUUUGGUGGAUUUGUGAUUUUUGCUUCAGGAAUGUCAAGAAAAUUUCAUGAAUGAAAUCGGACUGUACUGCAAUUUUAUAGGGGAGAAUCCUUGUAUAUCGAAGUACAUUUGUAUGUAUGUAUGUAUAUAUUAUUUUUAAAAAUAUUAUUUUUAUCACGUUACUAGGAGUGAGGAAAUUUAUGCUAAAUAGCAAUAUUUUGAAAAGCAAUAACUCUAAAAAAUUUGAGGUAUACAUAUUUAGAAGUUUAUAUAAAACAUUAGCCUCUGUGGCCACAUGAAGAUGAGAAAAAUCAAAUCAACCGUCGCCAUUGGAUUUUUAUCGCAUUAUAGUAAGUAACAGUUCGAUUAGGUUUUGAUAUUAAUCGUAAUAUAUUUGCCGAGUUUGAAAUUUAAUUAUAUCUAUAAAUUGAAAUUACAAAUCUAUCUAUGAAAUAUUUCAUGUUUUGAAAUUGACAGUGAGUGUUCACAUAGUGAGUUAUGUUCAAAAUAAUUUGUUGUACUCUGCAAAAGAUGUUCCAUCAGAAGAACUUGAUACAAACAACUGAUUAUGAUAAUUGGAGCUUCAUUGAAAGAAAAAUUUUUGAUAAAGUUUGGUUUUAAAUGAAAUUAUUGGUUUAUUUUAAAAUUGAGUUAUAAUGUGCUAAAAGUGUUGAAAGUUACAAAAUAUGAAUUAAGUUUGUGAUUAUGUGGAAAUGUGAAAUGUUUGAGGAUGUUAUAACGAUUUUAAUAAUGGUUUAAAAACUAAGUAAAAAAAAUGAUUUAUAUACAUACAUAUGUAUCAGAUAAUCUAAGAACAUAUUACGAACAGUAUUAUAAGGUUUUUAGUGAGUGAAAAGAAGUUAGUUUUAUCAAAGACGUCGAAUUUUCAGAAGUGAUCAGAAGAGUAAAAGCAGUUUGUGAUUUAGCAGUUAGUAUUUUCUAAUCGUUCUAUUAUAGUUUUGACCACUUAUUCAUUUUUGUUCUAGGUCCUUAAUUUAAAAAUUUAGAAUUUUAUAUAGUUUGUGCUUGUGUAAUUUAAUGUAUGAUUGCAGACUUGACUUACCAUUUUAAGAAAAACAUAAUAGAAUGAAAUGGGUUAGGCCAGAAAAAUUUGCUACUAAUUGUUUGUUAAGUAGGUAUAUUUGAAAGAAAUUAAGUUGACAUAAAAGAGGCAGUUGGAAAAUUGAAACUAAUAUGUUUCAUAAGAAUAUUCCUAUGCAAAUGCGCACAUCUGUAUAAUGUUGUAAUAUCUUUCUGCCAUGGAAAAGAUAAUGCAAGUAUAAAGCUCCUAAAGUUCAAUUUUAACAAAUGGGAAUCUGUACUCAGAUAAGUUAAACACAAUGUGACAUUUUUAGGAUUUACACAUUACAUAAAUUACACAAUUGUUUCAUGUGGAGUAGUUAGUAAGUCUAUAUUUUUUCAUGUUUCAUGUUUCCCUUUUGGAAAAAGUUAAUCAGAUGUUUUAGAAAUUGAUCAUGAAUUCGUGCUAACUAAAAAAUGAAAAUACACGUCACCCUGGAGAAGUAUAAAUACGAAAGCAAUUUUGAUCUCGAUUCAUUGUCACGAAAUAUGGUUUUCUGACUCGUUGGCAAUUUUGUGGAUGUUCAGUAACUGGAAAAUCGAAUGAAAUUGUCGAAUCUUUUUGUGGGUUUUCUUCUAUUUUCGGAUGAAAAAAUCGAAGGGCAGAUUAUGAAGUUUGAAAUGGAUGGAGAAUUUGAUGCUACAACUCGCAAAUUUAAAUCAGCUACAUCUGCGUUGAUCGUUAUUCUAUUCUCUGAUGGCAAUACGAGUUCAAAAAGGGGAGAGCUGUUGCAUUUUCACUUGGAUUUUUCAAAGGAUUUAUUGAAUAGGCAUUUUGAGAUAGGGGACAACAUAUGAUGCAGAGUUCCAGCAGAAACGCCUUCUUUUUUUAUUAAAAAAAAAUUUGUUUUCUGGAUGCUGACAUUCUAGUAUGUUUCAUCGAAUGUUAUCUAACAGUAUAUUUUUUUCAAAUUUAAUCAAGAGCUAUUUUCUUAUUUGAAAAAUGUUCAUGAAUAUAUUAGAAGUGCCAAACGUUUGAUCUUCUUCAUGGUAUAAAAGAAAUACAAAUAGUAUUUCUAAUAUUAUUAAUAUUGCUUCGAGAAAUCGUUUACAUCGUGAUGUCAAUUGUGUGUUCAAAAAUAAUCAGAAAUGCAAAUGGGAAAAAGUUUCAAAUAUAUUGCAGAAUUUAACUGUUUAGAUAUUUGAUACUUUUGCAACGUUGAAAAAUGAUAAUGAAAAAUGUUACAUAUGAAUUUUGAACAGAGUUUUUGGAAAUUAUGGUUGUAACAAAAUCGCAUUAGAAUUAUUGAAAAAACCUGCUACGAAGAAUUGAAAUCGGAAAAAUUAUAGGAAUUUGUAUUAAAAGCAUUUUUUUUUGGAACAAUGUGAAACGCAUAUUCAUGAAGUGUAAAGGAAAAAGUAUUAAGCUAAUAGUACUAAUCUAGUUGAACUAGAUUUUAUUAAGUAUAAAAAUGAGUUACAACCUUGAAUUUCUUCUCGCGAAGAAUCAACGGAAUUACGUUAAACGACAAAAAAAAAUCAUAGAUUGAAGAAGAAAAUGCUAAUGCGAAACAUUUUAUGGGUAAAAAAAAA
Megachile rotundata (alfalfa leafcutting bee) is the source of this 6182-nucleotide messenger RNA. RefSeq lists its product as uncharacterized. The record is from RefSeq and is a predicted model, not a curated record. Lineage: Eukaryota; Metazoa; Arthropoda; Insecta; Hymenoptera; Megachilidae.